Zalophus californianus (California sea lion) is the source of this 5749-nucleotide messenger RNA. It is a transcript of the gene PHF24, whose product is annotated as PHD finger protein 24. Bases 150 to 1352 code for a protein of 400 amino acids. The transcript is spliced from 8 exons. Lineage: Eukaryota; Metazoa; Chordata; Mammalia; Carnivora; Otariidae. The record is from RefSeq and is a predicted model, not a curated record.
CGCCUCAGCCUGCUGCUCCGCCCGCGCCGCCUGCUCCCGGCGCUCGGCCCCAGCACGCCGGCUCCCGAGCGGCCAUGGGCGGCGCGGGGUUCGCGGUGUAGAGUCCGCCAGUCCCGGACCCGCGUCCCGCACCCUGACGGUCCCGAGCCAUGGGGGUGUUGAUGUCCAAGCGGCAGACAGUGGAGCAGGUGCAAAAGGUGAGCCUGGCUGUGUCUGCCUUCAAGGAUGGGCUACGGGACAGGCCUUCUAUCCGACGCCCUGGUGAGCUUCCAGGGUCCCGCCGUGGCACAGUAGAGGGCUCUGUCCAGGAGGUACAGGAGGAGAAAGGAGCAGAGGCAAGUACCCCAGUGCUCCAAGAAGAGAGCAGUGUCAAUCGUGCAGCUUGGGAGAGGCUCCGAGAUGGGCGUGGAGUGGAGCCAGAGGAGUUUGACAGGACUAAUCGUUUCACACCCCCUGCCUUCAUCCGCCCCACCCGGAAGCUGGAUGAUGACAAGCCUCCUGAUAUCUGCUUGGAGCCCAGAGAACUUGUUGUCAACGAUGAGAUGUGUGAUGUCUGUGAAGUCUGGACAGCUGAGAGCCUCUUCCCAUGCAGGAUCUGCACCAGGGUUUUCCAUGAUGGCUGCCUGCGCCGCAUGGGCUACAUCCAAGGAGAUAGUGCAGCGGAGGUGACCGAGACAGCCCACACAGAAACUGGCUGGAGCUGCCACUACUGUGAUAAUCUCAACUUGCUGCUAACUGAGGAGGAAAUGUACAGCCUCACAGAGACCUUUCAGCAGUGUAAAGUCAUUCCUGAUUGCUCCCUGACACUGGAGGACUUCCUGCGCUACCGCCACCAAGCAGCAAAGCGGGGGGACAGUGACAGGGCUCUAAGCGAGGAGCAAGAGGAGCAGGCAGCCCGCCAGUUUGCAGCCCUGGACCCUGAACAUCGAGGACACAUAGAGUGGCAUGACUUCUUGUCCCAUGAGUCCCUCCUACUUCUGCAGCAAUUGCGUCCCCAGAACUCUCUGUUAAGGCUUCUGACAGUGAAAGAGCGGGAGCGAGCCCGGGCCACCUUCCUAGCCCGGGGCAGCGGGAGCACUAUCAGUGAGGCAGAGUGCCGUGGAGCCCAGCACUCUUGGUUCUGCAAACACCUUGCAGAGGCUCCUUCCUGCAGUGUCAGCAUCAGCCAUGUGGGUCCCAUAGCAGACAGCAGCCCAGCCAGCAGCAGCAGCAAGAGUCAAGACAAGGCUCUGCUGCCCACAGAGCAGGAGUCCAGAUUUGUGGACUGGCCUACCUUUCUGCGGGAGAAUGUUGUCUACAUCUUGGCUGCUCGCCCCAACAGUGCAGCAAUUCAUCUGAAACCCCCAGGAUAGCAUGGAGCAGAGAAGCUCAGUUCAGAGACAGUGGUCUCCCUCCUCUCCUUUUUCUCUUUCCCUCUUUCCCCACCAUCCUCUGGUACUGAGACUUGUGGGGAUGGAGUACUGCCAGCAUCUCAAUUUGACACUAAGCUUUAUGGAACUGAAAUCACUGCGCCCCUCACAACAGAGGCAAUAUAUGCAUUGCUGCAGGGAAAAGCCCUGGGAGCUGUGGCAGUAUCCACUCUUGGACCCAUCCCCCCAGCCCUCACAUCCUAGACUAGACCUGCCACUGCACACAUAUGUGUGCACACACACACACAUACACAUAUGCCUAGCUGUCCAUGCCCACAGAGACCUGGUUCUUCUUGGUUGAGAAAGGACCAAAGUUCCUUUGUGAAGCUCCUGGUGUAGAUGAGAGGGGUCUCUAUUCACUCCUUCUAUUGGCCAGUUCUGAUUUCCAAUAGACAAGUCUCUGGCCAAGUGAUUCUUAAUAAUAGGGCAUCAGACUCACAUGCUGUCCUAGAGAUGCUGAUAGGCUCCCUCUUCCUCAGUUGCAAAUCCCUUCUGUGGUGAGCCACUGUUCUGGUAGGUAUGUGCUAUGUCCCUCAGGUAUGUUGGGGUGGGAAAGUUACUGAAAACCACCACUGCACUUCAGCCUCUGUUUAUUUAAAUUCUAAUUUCUAGUGACAGAGAAGGCAACUAGUCUAUGGAGUGAGUCUUAAUUAGAAGAAGGGAAGGCAGCCCCUCCCAGGAACCCAGGAUUCUAGGAACAUCCUAGAAUGUUCCAGGUCUUUCAAGUCCAAAAGUCUUUAGGAGAACAGUCAAAAACCAAGAUGAGCCAUCCUGGCCCCUGUUUUACAGAUGGGAACACAUGGCCCAGAGCCCAAAGGGCCUGAAUGGAAUAAGUAUGAUCGCAGGAGUCACAGCCCUCUGUAUUAGAUGCUUUACCCAAGUCAACUACCACAGAGACCUGAAGCCUGAUCUCCAAUGAGGACAAGGUUUGGAUGGAAAAUGAGAGGAGAAGUCCUAUGAUUUUCCAUCUUUCCACCUCAGCCCAAACGUAGACCUAGAAGAGCGUGCCAUUGUAUGGAGAACAAGAGCCAGCCUCUUUCACAGCCCAAGAAAGAGCAGCAAGGACUCCUUUCAACCACCCUGACAAGCUGGAGCCAAGAAGAGGAUUUGCAUCUCAGCUCUCUUUCUUUCUCUCUCUCUCUCUUUCUUUCUUUCUUUUUUUUUUGCAUCUCACCUCUUCAGCAGAGAAAGCCCCAGCAAAGCUUCACAGAAGGUUCAUCCUUCUCCCCCUCACUGAGAUAUGGCCUGAGUUGCUGCUUCUCCCUGCUGCUCACUACAUGUCUUUCCCCACCAAGCCUGGUCUCUAAGUCCCAGCUGUCCCCCCUAAGUUCUCAUUAAGUUCUCAAGUCACUGCGUGUUGUGGGUCAGCCCUGGCCCUGGAAUCUAGGUUCUGUUUCCAAUCUGAAUACUAGAGAGGGGGGUUGGUUCAGUCAUGUUAAAGCUAAUAUAGCUCCAUUGCUCAAGGCACUUGUACUGAAUUGGGUGCUAACAGAAGAAGUAGCAUACAGCUCAGUGUUGAGAUGCUCAGAGGAAAGUGGGGAGCUGCAACCAGGGUUGUGGUAACAACACCUUUUGUAGAAACUGCCUGACCUAGAACAGGUUGUGAAGUUUCGGGGUUGGAUUUUUCAGGUCUAAAAUGAAGCAGACAGAAGAUGAAUCUGGCUGGGUUCACGUGUAUGGCCCUGAACAUUUCAAAACAAAAACAGCUUUUUGUAAAUACUGCUUAGCCAUAUUCCCAAGACUGAUCAGUAAGAGGGGCUGUUGUUCAGUUUAGCAAACUGAACACAAAAGUGAAAGCACAUGACUCUUGGGUCCAAGGACUGCCUCUGAAGCAGCCAGACCUGGGGUUUUACACGGAAAAAGAUUAAAGCACAUUCAGCACAGGGGCUCUUGCUUACUCUCCUGGUCAAUCACCUUGUAUGCCAAUGGCCUCGGGCUGCUGGAUCUCACAGAUAGGGCAUUUUGAGUAGAGACAAGCUCUGGGCUUUGUCUGAACAGCUUUUUUCUCCUGCCUCGUCAUCAGUAAUAGGGACUGGAAAUCUAUCUUGUUCCCUGAUUCUUCACAGACAAGGUGAUGCCUACCUCUCUGGAGCUGCAGCUUCUAGCUUUCUGUGGAUGAGUGGUAAAAGACCAUGGGCCAGAUGCAUCUCAGGGCCUGGCAAAGCAGUAUUUCUUUCAUGGUAGGAUCAGGCCCAUUUGGGACUAUUCCUCUUCCUAUUCCAAGACAGCAAGUUUCCUUGGUAAGGGCAUGCUACAGAGGGCCCAGAGGACCCCAGUGUAGAGUUCCCAGUCCACAAGAAUCCUAAGAUGCAGAAAAGCUUGGAGGAGCAACUGGCCUCUUCUCCAUUAGGCAUCUAGUUUUUUACCAAUGAAAAGAUUCCCUUGCUCCCCCAGACCAGAGUUGUAAAAGCCCCACCCCAGCCCCCGUCUGGGAUCUCCCUCUGCAGUGUUCUAAUCCAUGGAGUCCCUCUGCAGUACAUACGAAAAUGUUCAAACUUUUAUAAACCAAGUGAAGCCCAUUCCCUUUACUUUUCAUCAAGCCUUUCCAUCACUGUGACUAUCUGAAAUUCUGCCAAGUACAAAAAGCAGUGUCUGACUCUAAGGGUUUGAGAAAAUGUUCUAGUCAUUUCUUCUUGGCUACCCAGAAUUGAAAUCAAUCUUAUUAUAAACACCACCCACUCCACCCACUAUCAACAGAGAUUAGGGUUUCUCCUCCGAAGACUCCUUGCCCUAAGCCUAUUUUUCACCCAACACCCCUCUUCCCUAUGCUCAGAUUUAAAGACAGGGGCAUCUGGAUGUCAUCCAGACACAGCGGAGCUGCAGGGACAGAAAGUAAGCUGAGGCAGUUAGCUGUGGCUACAUAACCUCUCCAGGGCUGCUCUGUGGCUUCCUCUCCUGAGACCAGGCUUCCUCAACAGAGGUAGGCUCUGCUUUUGAGCAGUGGCCCCUUUGGAUCCCAGAGAUGGAGCAGUUCCCUUGCUCCCAGGUACUGACCCACUCUCAAGUGCUUUUCUUCCUUUGAGAACAGCCAAAGCCAUGAGCACAUUGCCUCUUCCCACCUUCAGCCUAAGUGAUUGGGGCUAAAGGGCAGACAUGCCUUUUUAGCCCUGGUGCUCCCUAUGGGAUGUCACCCUGGCCUUAUUUGAGUGGCCAGAUCUGGGAGUUCCCCUAUUCCUAUCACUAACAUUGGAGGUACAGAAUCAAACUGCCUGGGAAGAGGGCAGCUCUCUGGGGUGUGAGCCCAGGAUUGUGCCUAUGCCUCUUGGUCUGAAGCACAACCUCAACCAUUGCAGGUCUCAUGGCUUCAGUAAGAGUGGUGCAAGGAAGCCCUAAGAAGGAAGCUCAGCAGAAGCUGUAUGGCAGGGCCUCAGGCUAGCCAUGACCACCCCAGAGCCAAGAAUAACCUCCAGGCAGGACUGGUAGCAGGCUCUAGUGAUCCUAUAAGCAUGACCCCUUCGAACUAGCAGAGUAAAGGCAGGUAUAUACUUGGCACUAAAAGAACAACUGGAUGUCAGAACAAUAUCCUGGUAGCACCAGUACCAUAACCCCUUUUCACUCCUCAAUUUACAGUGGAAUAAAAUUGCUACUUUCCCAGUGCCACUUAGUUUGAAUUUGCCCAGAUCUCUCUCCAGGCCCCUGGCUGCAGCUCAGACAACAGAGAACUGGAUGGAGAAUGGAAAAUAUUAAUGCAUCAUACCUGUUCCCUAUAGCUCAGUCCUGGAGUGUGGUAGGACUGGGUAUUUCCCCUGCUGUUACUUUCCUGCUGCCACUGCUUUUGGCAACCUUAAAAGGAAAGAAAAUAAACAGGUAACAGAAUUUCCACUAGACCCAACUAGCAUUAAGGAAAACCUUCCCUCUGAGCCACAUGACCUGAUGACCCAGAUUGUGGACAGCAUGUCACAUCUGGUCUGGGCUAGUGACUAAGAAGUCCAAUCACAUUCCAAUUUGUAUAGCAUGGGUUGGCAUAACCAUAGAUGAGAAUGUCAAGGUAUAAGCAGCAAGGCCUUUCCAUAUCCAUGUGAAAUAAGAGCCUUCAAACGUAUGCUCCUUUAAGAGAUGACUGAUGAUCUGUCUCCCAGCCAAACAUAAGCUUGUGAGGGCAGUUCUGAGAACACUCAAGUAAGUGGAAGGUCCAAUGCCCUCUGGUCCCUCAUGCCCUUCCUAUGUUCUUUUCUGCGGAAGGUAACUUGACAGUAAGCUGAGGGGAACAUCCCCAAGCCCUGUCUUCGCACCAGUACAGCUGCAUGCUCCUCUCCAUGGCUCAGCCUUCACUCUUGAAGGAGCUGAUGCUCCCAGAGGCUGGGCACAGUGGAAAUCAUAAUAAAGAGAUUGCGAUGCUA